UGUAAGCUGGUGAACCCUGCAGGUGACACAUGUACGCAUGUAUGGCAGCAAAGGAAGUGUGCAAGCGACGAUAACAGGGUCCUUUGUAAGGACCACCUAAGCCAUCAGUUUUGUUGCUGCUUUAUACGUUACCUUGGACUUCGUUUCCAUUCCAAUCCUGCCUCUCGCAAAUACAGCGUAUCACAAAUCAGCCUCUUGCUUACGAAAUGGCAUCUUCAUAUACUAUGCUCGAAGAGGUGAAAAGUCCCAUUCUCCCUCCGCAGCCGGCCGCCGUCAAGGCCGCCGGGAACUUCAUCCCCCAUCCAUCUCAGGUGACGGCACCCCGUUCCGAGCCGGACGAGCCAGCGGCACUGGAGUGCCAGCUCCAUGAACUCAGCAUGGGUCCCAACCCGUUGACGGGUAUCCCGACCUUCCCCACCCUGCAAGAACACCGUGAACACAUCCUCCUGCACAUGGCCGCCGUGUUCCGCAAUUGGGCGCACAUGGGAUACACCGAGGGCAUCUCCGGUCACAUCAGCGUCCGUGACCCGGAGUAUCCCGAUUGCAUCUGGAUGAAUCCGAUCGGGAAACAUUUCGGGCUGAUGAAUGCCAGCGAUAUGGUUUGCUUGGAGAUUGAUACCGGGAAGAUUGUUGGAGGGAAUCGGACCCGCCCCGUAAACGCACCCGGCUAUCACAUCCACUCGCAAAUCCACAAAGCCCGCCCAGACGUCCACUCCAUCUGUCACGCCCACACCAUCGCCGGCCGCGCAUGGUCCGCCUUUGGCAAGCCUCUUGACAUGCUGCACCAGGAUAUCUGUGACCUGUACAACUCCAUCGCCGUUGACUCUUCCUACGGCGGCAUCGUCACCGCAGCCGAGGAGGGGCAGCGCAUCGCCUCCGUCUUGGGCAAACACUCCAAGGCCGCUAUAUUGUUGAACCACGGGCUGUUGACCGUCGGAUCAACGGUCGAUGAGGCUAGUUUCCUGUUUGGAUUGCUCGAUAGGAGCUGUGAGAUCCAGCUUCGCGUGGAGGCUGCUUGUGCGGGGAAUCCUGAGCUGAAGAAGAAGUUUGUUCCGGACGAGAUGGCCUCGUUCAACUUUCGCAUGGCGGGGGAGAAGAAUUGGCUUUAUGCGGAGGCGCAGCCGGAUAUCGAGUAUGAAAUUGACAUGGCGGGCGAGAAGAUCAAGCAAGGGUUGGGAAAGAUGAAGGUCGAUCAGAAAUGAAGAGGCAAGCUGGGUGCGGACUUCAGUCAAUUUAUGGGCGAGUUAUGGCUCUACACUGAUGAUUCGGAUAUGGACUAUUCAGGUUCCUGCGAUGUAAACAUGGCGUCGAAUGUUCGGAAGUUGGAUGUUCGGGAUGUGUGCGGAGCCGACGAGCAUG
Messenger RNA from Neurospora hispaniola, 1359 nucleotides. RefSeq names its product class II aldolase/adducin N-terminal. Gene Ontology annotation, molecular function: actin filament binding. Lineage: Eukaryota; Fungi; Ascomycota; Sordariomycetes; Sordariales; Sordariaceae. The transcript is spliced from 2 exons. The record is from RefSeq and is a predicted model, not a curated record. Bases 207 to 1202 code for a protein of 331 amino acids. Gene Ontology annotation, cellular component: cytoskeleton.